Molecule: messenger RNA, 1926 nt
Organism: Phymastichus coffea
Lineage: Eukaryota; Metazoa; Arthropoda; Insecta; Hymenoptera; Eulophidae
Exons: 2
Coding region: 14-1153 (379 amino acids)
Source: RefSeq, a predicted model, not a curated record
CUAGAACUUUAUAAUGUUAUAUCCAGUGAGAGAAAUUAUUCUGCUGCUGUGCAUCAUCGCAUCUUCAUACGUAUUUGCUCUUGAAAAAGCGAAAUUCAGCAAAGAAUUAUCAAUCAACGUACCAAAUUCGAUUACUCUUCCUUAUGGCAAUCAACUAUAUACAGUAUCUAAAAAUCGAUCACACGUGAACAUCGAAUCUAUGGAUGAAAAUUACAAGCCAUGCGCCAUCAGAGUCGACGCGUUCGACGACUUGAUCCGCGGCAAGAUGCGAGCUUUUAGUUUCGACUCGGAAAUCUUUUUAUGGGGUGAACGUAGCAAACAGAUCGCCCGCAGCGCAACAAAAUUCUCGAAUUACACACUUUUGUUGCUGAAUCCAAAUACUUGCAAUUACUUGUCGGCAUCGAUUAACGAGCAAGACGAGAUGCCGGCAGUUGGCGAGCAAUUACCCGAGGUCGUAAACUAUGGCGACAAAUUUGACGUUUUCUUUCCUAGUUUGACAAAGUGCUCACCAUGUCGAUAUAAUCAGUGGGGUGUUAAAGAUGAUCCUUCGCAACAACCGCUGAAUAAACUCAGAGCCGAAGAACCGCAUUCCUCCAUAUUUUUUCACAUACGUUGGAUGAAUCCUGGCUACUUUUAUGUUUUUAAUUUUGAAAAUGGGACUUCCGUGCUGAGAUAUUUGGAUCAAGAAUUUUUCACUCUGAAGGAGAAGUACGUUGAUCGUACGGUCGACGUCAUAUCAAAUACCGUCAACAAGACUCGAAAUGUUGGUGUAUGCUAUAGGAGAUCCCAUCCAGUGAGCCCGGAGAUCUUUUGCACAAAGCUUAAUUCGCAAUUGCAUUCUUUGGAUUUCUUCCGAGUACCUGUAUCAAAAAGCUCCAGUGUGUCUAGCAUGUCGUUCGAAUACGACAAGAAAGGCCAUUCGUUCGUUGGUUUGGCAGAGUACAAACAAUACGAGCUUUUUAUCUAUGAUAAAAAUGGUCAACUUGUUAAAUCUCUUGAUUUUGGUAAAGCUGUACCAAAUUAUCUGCCCUCGGAAGUACACGGACACGUCGUUGGCAACCAGUAUUGCCUUAUCAUUGACGAAAAUCAGCUGGAUGCUGUUGCGGCACAACGAAUUGUCAAGUGUAUUGAUAUCAAUAAGUACGUUGCGUAAGAAAACUCUAAUUUAGCGUUUUGUACAUAAUGCCUCGCAGAAAAAUAUGUUUACGUAGAAUUUGAAGUUGGAGGCACAUAUCAAUACAAUUUUUAACAUCAGUGUUUAUAUAAUAACGUUGAUUUGAAAUUUGAUAGAGUAGGCGAAAAUGGGAGAGUAUGGACCAUCUAAAAUUUUAACAAACCUGUAAAUUAGGAAACACUUAAAAAAUUUUGAAAGCCAUCGUAUUUGUCAGUCCUUCAGUAACGAAAUCCUGCGAUUAAUUUUUUUCUAAACAUUUUUAAAUAACAAAAAUUUUUAUUCUACACAAGUAUCCGCAAACGCGCUUUUGACAUAGGUGGUGGUAUGACGGGCUACCCAAAAAAUUGUUCCACAGUUUGUAUAAAAUGAUAAUAUUAUUUAUUCUUAAUAGAUAUUUAUACUAUAAAUUCCCCUUAUAAUUAUUUGAAUUAUCGUGAUUACACACAAAUUUAUUUUGCUAUUAUAUCUAAUAAAUGCCUAUCUUCCGGAAUAAACUCAUCAUAAAUCUAUACAGUAUAAAUUUUUUCUGCUGUUAAAAAUACCUGUAUAAAUUCUAUAUUAAUAAUGCAUGAUAACUGAUAAGAUAUUGAUAACUUGUAAAAUUUAUGUAAAAUUCAUACAAAAUUCGUAUACAUUUCGUGCCUCGAUUGUCCGAAAAUUAGUAUGCAACAUUUGUACGAAUUUUGUAUGGAUUUCAUAUGAAAUUCGAAUAAAUUUUAUCGGACUUUCAUAAGAAUCUUAUUCAAAUAUUG